AUGACUCUGCGUCCCUCCACUGCUCCUCAGCGUGUCCUGCUGCCGUCUCCUCCUGCGUCCUCUCUGCCUACUCUUCCUGAUCCGGAGUCUGACUCCCGUCGUGCUGCCAGUCCCACUGUCACCCGUCUCCUCGCUACUGUUGUCACUGACCCUACCUUUGAGUCCUCUGCUGCGUCUGCUCUGGUCGCUGAGUUGAUAGACUUUGCUGCCCGGUGUCGUCUAGACUACGCCACUAGCCUUGUUGCUGAGUCCGAGUCUGAGUCUGUCUGUCCUCCGUCCGUCGGGGGUGUGUGUGCUCUUGGCACUGACGUCCUUGAGGACAGACAGGAGGAGUUCCAGUGCUUUGCUGCUUCUUUGCCCCAUCUCGUGUCCAUGCUAGUUGCCCCUGAGGGAGACCCGGAUGCACCAGACAUCCCGACCCCGCGCACCUACGCUGAGGCGAUGGCGGGUCCCUACUCCUCUCAGUGGCAGACAGCCAUGGACGCAGAGAUGGCUUCCUGGAAGUCCACAGGCACCUACGUCGACGAGGUUCCCCCACCUGGGGCGAACAUCGUCAGUGGCAUGUGA
Closterium sp. Yama58-4 is the source of this 567-nucleotide messenger RNA. NCBI's taxonomy places the organism in Eukaryota, Viridiplantae, Streptophyta, Zygnematophyceae, Desmidiales, Closteriaceae. The record is from the annotation of a GenBank genome assembly.